GGUAAAACGAGGGGAGUUGGUUCUUCAUUCUUUAAUCUAAUCAAGAAGAAGAAGAGGGGAGUAGAGGGAUUUUCUUCACUUUCACCUGCCCCGAUUACUUCAUCUUUCUGCGGAUCCAUCUUUUUUGCCCAGCUUCAUCAGGAGGAGGAGGCAUCUCCUAUCACAGAUCUCGUGAGGUGAAUAAUGGCUAUGAUAGAUGAGCCGCUUUACCCAAUUGCGGUGUUGAUCGAUGAGCUGAAGAAUGAAGAUAUUCAGUUGAGGUUGAACUCAAUCCGACGUCUCUCAACGAUUGCUCGUGCCCUUGGUGAGGAAAGGACACGGAAGGAGCUGAUUCCGUUCUUGAGUGAGAACAAUGAUGAUGAUGACGAGGUGCUCCUUGCCAUGGCAGAAGAAUUGGGUGUUUUCAUUCCCUAUGUGGGUGGAAUUGACCACGCCAGUGUUCUGCUAGUGCCGUUGGAAACCUUAUGUUCUGUGGAGGAAACGUGUGUUAGAGACAAAGCGGUUGAGUCCCUAGGCAGGAUUGGAGCUCAAAUGAAGGAACAAGAUUUGGUCGACCACUUCAUUCCUUUGGUUAAGAGACUGGCGGCUGGAGAGUGGUUUACAGCUCGGGUUUCAUCUUGCGGAUUAUUUCACAUUGCUUACGCUAGUGCUCCCGAGGCACUAAAAACUGAAUUGCGGACAAUUUAUACCCAGCUUUGUCAAGAUGACAUGCCCAUGGUUAGGAGAGCUGCUGCAACAAAUCUGGGAAAAUUUGCUGCUACUGUUGAAGCUUCUCAUUUGAAAACUGAUGUCAUGACAAUGUUUGAGGAUCUGACUCAAGAUGAUCAAGAUUCUGUUCGCUUGUUGGCUGUAGAGGGUUGUGCUGCCCUUGGGAAGUUGUUGGAACCACAAGAUUGUGUUGCACAUAUUCUUCCCGUGAUAGUUAAUUUCUCACAGGACAAAUCUUGGCGUGUUCGCUACAUGGUUGCCAAUCAGCUAUAUGAGUUAUGUGAGGCAGUGGGUCCUGAUUCCACCAGGACAGAGUUAGUUCCUGCAUAUGUAAGACUGCUAAGGGACAAUGAGGCUGAAGUACGUAUUGCUGCUGCUGGAAAAGUGACUAAGUUCUGUCGAAUUCUGAGUCCAGAACUUGCAAUUCAGCAUAUUCUUCCAUGUGUGAAAGAACUCUCAUCAGAUUCUUCCCAGCAUGUACGUUCAGCUUUGGCUUCAGUUAUAAUGGGAAUGGCACCAGUUCUUGGAAAGGAUGCAACAAUAGAGCAGCUUUUGCCAAUAUUUCUUUCUCUUCUGAAAGAUGAGUUCCCUGAUGUUAGAUUGAAUAUUAUCAGCAAACUUGAUCAAGUGAAUCAGGUAAUUGGUAUCGAUCUGUUAUCCCAGUCCUUGUUACCUGCAAUUGUUGAGCUCGCUGAGGACAGACAUUGGAGAGUUCGCCUUGCAAUAAUUGAAUACAUUCCCUUGUUGGCUAGUCAGUUGGGAGUUGGGUUUUUUGAUGAUAAACUAGGUGCCCUUUGCAUGCAAUGGUUGAAGGAUAAGGUUUACUCCAUUCGAGAUGCUGCUGCUAAUAAUGUUAAGCGCCUAGCUGAGGAGUUUGGUCCAGAGUGGGCAAUGCAACAUAUAGUUCCUCAGGUGCUGGAAAUGAUAAACAACUCUCAUUAUCUGUAUAGGAUGACCAUUCUACAUGCCAUUUCUCUCCUUGCGCCCGUUUUGGGUCCAGAAAUAACAUGUUCCGAACUAUUACCAGUAGUCAUUGAUGCAUCGAAAGACAAGGUUCCUAACAUCAAAUUCAAUGUCGCAAAGGUGUUGCAGUCACUGAUUCCUAUUGUGGACCAUUCUGUGGUUGAGAAGACAAUCCGUCCAUGCUUGGUAGAGCUAUCUGAAGACCCAGAUGUCGAUGUCAGGUACUUUGCGAACUCGGCCCUUCAGGGAAUUGAUCAGGUCAUGAUGACAAGUUAGACUAUCUGGUUAUAUCUGUGGUUAGGCUAUUUAAUUGUUGUGCUCGAAAAUAUGUAUUUUGAGCUGAAAAUGUUGUCAUUUUUGUUUGUUAUUCACGCAUUUCAUUCAUCUAAUGCAUUUACAACUUUGUUUGUAUUGCUGAUAUCUAUAUAUUUGUGUUCUUGUUUUUAUACUGCAUU
This is a messenger RNA of Impatiens glandulifera, 2126 nucleotides long. Its product is annotated as serine/threonine-protein phosphatase 2A 65 kDa regulatory subunit A beta isoform. Bases 184 to 1947 code for a protein of 587 amino acids. The record is from RefSeq and is a predicted model, not a curated record. Gene Ontology annotation, molecular function: protein binding; protein phosphatase regulator activity. Gene Ontology annotation, cellular component: cytoplasm; protein phosphatase type 2A complex. The transcript has 13 exons. Gene Ontology annotation, biological process: protein dephosphorylation. Lineage: Eukaryota; Viridiplantae; Streptophyta; Magnoliopsida; Ericales; Balsaminaceae.